Messenger RNA from Homarus americanus (American lobster), 6959 nucleotides. RefSeq lists its product as uncharacterized. The transcript has 3 exons. The record is from RefSeq and is a predicted model, not a curated record. Lineage: Eukaryota; Metazoa; Arthropoda; Malacostraca; Decapoda; Nephropidae. Bases 1153 to 4977 code for a protein of 1274 amino acids.
ACCCGGAUGGUCGGUCGCUCGCCCUGCCUCACCGCCUCAGUGCCGCUCUAGCCGUCGUGGGGUGACGUUGUGUCGCCUAGUCUCGUCCCUCACCGUGGGCGCUCACCACCACCCCUGACAACCCACGACACCUUCAACCACACAGAAAAAAAAAAACAACCAUCACAGGAAAGAAAAAUAACCUGUUAAUAAAACACUCAUCUACCUGUAUCAUUAAAAAAAUUUUUUUUAGACAUUUAAUUAACUUGGAUCGGAUGAGAUCUCACAACAGAAACAGAAAUGAGUGAAACUAGAAACAAAAUUAUAUUAAAAACAACCAUCUACCUGUGUCAUUAAGGUUAGAUGAGACUUGAUUAAUGUUGAAGCGAGACGGAAAAUAUUGAGUCAGUGAGUGUAAUAUUUCUUCCAACUGUGACUGACCUCCACCAGAGUGUUGUUGACAGAAUAUACUUAAGUGUUACAAGUUCUGGUGACCUCUGACCCUUGCUGGAGUGUCAAGAGAGGCCAAGAGUGCCACGGGGUCGACCAGCACGUGUACGGCAGUGCCUAGGGGGGGGUAGGGUGUGUAGUGCCACUCAGAGGGUGUGGUGGAGGAGGACACACAAGAGCCUCUCAUCACCCCACGAGUUACUUGAGGACUUAGCCACAAGAGGCUCAACAACUCCCCCACAACUACCACCGCUGACGACCACGACGACCUACCUGAAGGCGUCGACGACCACAAGGGCCCCCCACCUACAAGCGUUGACUACCUCGAGAGCCACCUGACGCCGCUUAAAGCUACCCAUCCUACUUCAUCACGGACAAUGAUGAGAGAUAAGUGGUGAAGGUCCUGCUUGUGUCUACCUCCGGGAUCUGUUAUUGGUUACUGGGGCCCGUGGUAUCCGGGUGAUCUUAGCUGUGAUUGGCUGCUGAGGUCCGUGACACCCCAAUGAUCUUCACUGUGACUGGCUGCGUUACGUGCGAGUUUGACAAUGAUGUGAUUGCUCGUCGAAUUACGUAGAAAUAACAGAACUUUGCAGAUUAUGUUGGUGAUUUACCGAGCAGUGUGGUCGUUGUAGGCAGAUAUAUCCUUUUAGUGUUGAACUGAAUCCCAUAAGUUGCCAAGAUGCAAGUGUCAACAACUAUGAGAGUACCGAGAGAGAUGUGGCCAUGAUGGAGGUGUCAGGUAACCCACCUUGCCCACCAGGACCCACCACCUGCCUGCCCACCGCGACGCCCACCACCACCCAGGCAGAUCUCAUAGUCCUCCACCGCCCCACUGAGUUGUCGCCAGACUCAGGGAAUGGCGAAGAACUGGAUGAGUUUGAUCCUUUGAAAUCCCCGGCAGUAGUUUUGGAGGCGAAGCGAGAGGUCAGUAAAGGUAUAUAUAGACCCGGGGGGCCGCUAACUCGGUGUAACAGUAGCGAGGCGGCCCACAGCUGUGGCUGUCCUCCCCAGGAGGAGGACUCAGCUGGUGGUGAAACUCAUCAACAGGGAGACCAGGUCCUGGGGUCCAGACAUAACCAGACGACGAAGAUGAUAACUUACGUGGCGGAAAAGCCGGAUGUGUUCCGGCUGAGUCUACAGCCGGAGAGAACAAUGAACAGUGAACAAGAGGCACAGAUGACAGCCCAUUCUGUGCUAGCGAGCAGAGGUAAACAGCCUCACGGGUGUAGAGGAGAACAAUAUCCCGCGGCGGCGUUUAACUUUGAGUCCCUGGAGUCAUCCCUUCUCGCCUCCUGUAGCUCACCCUUCCACUGUGGGCCUUUCUCCACCUCCUGUGGCUCUGUUGGCCGGCUCACCAAUGGUCCACAGACCAACGGGCCCUUUAGUCUGGCCGAGGAUGGCGACUCUGGCCUCCAGGUGAGCCCCUCCACUCAACCUUAUCAGCUGGAGGAGAGUAAGAGAGACGGUAGCGUCAAGCCCUUCAGCUUCAGCUUACCGUACGAGGCACUAACUCAUACACUUGACAAAAAAUCAUCGUCGAGUUCCUGUGAUAUUUCGUACUGUAGCAGUGCCUCUAAGCCUUCCACCACCUUCAGGAACUCAAGACCCGGCUCCCGAGGCGUCCCUGCCAGAAGGUAUACCAACCCGGAGGUAGUAAGGACUCAGCCGACGUCAGGGGGGCUACUAACCACCUCCUGUGACCUUAUGGCCUCUCCUCCAGGACAGUGUGUGUGUAUCAAUCCCGGCACCAGUCACGCCUGCGCGCCCAGGCUGUCCCACAUGUCCUCGCGGGGCAUCCUCAACCCGCUGUUCGAGCACGACAGCUGCGCCACACACGUCACCUACACCUCGAUGCCUUUAUCACCCAGAAAGUUUUCUCUUGAUCUUGGAUUAAUGUCAAGAAACUUUGAUCUGCCUGAGUUCCCCGUUCAGCCUCUGACUAAGAUAACUCUUCCUUACUCUCUCCAAGAGCCUCCGAUAAACACCACCACGACCAUGAGUCUUCACUGUCGUCCUCGAGAGACUGUUGGUGGAGACUCAAGUAAACAGAGUUGUUGUAGACACUGUGAGCAAACACCGCCCGUUUUAUCAUCAUCAGACAACCUUCCCUUCCAGUUCCACGACCCUACGGUGAGCUCCCCGUCAGUAACAUUACACGCCAGCACCGAGGCUCUACACGCUCACACUCUACCUGUGAAACAAUCUCAGCCUGUGACUGACCCUGAGACUAUAGCGUUUGGAGAUGAUCACGUGACCUUGUCUGACCUGCCCACGACGUCAGGAACACUGUUCAGGUCAGCAGAGGGGGCCAAAAAGCCACCUGUUGUGACCACCCCGGACUGGUUCAGCUUCUUGACGCCCUCCCAGGACGCCUACACACAGAAGCUCUUCACCCCGGGCGACCUACACGACGAGCUGCUCUACCCGGCGCCUUAUGGUCGCACCUCAAAGGUCUACCAGAACAUCAAUGCCCGCGAGGCAGACUUUGUCCUCCACAGACCUAACAGGAAGCCCAGAACAGAGCCUCUACCUUCCUGCCCUCCUACAGCGUCCCCCAGCCACAAGACGGAGGUGGAGAUCGCCGUAGGUGGCAUCAUCGAGCCUCUCGCUACAGAGGACGAGGAGGCACUGAAGGAGGGUGCCAGGGAGAGUAAGAAGGCCAGUCUGAGUGAGAGAAGAAACAGCAGUAUAGAGAAGAUCUUUAUACCCAAGCCAAGUGAGACUCUCGACUCCGUCAUCAACGUCAAGAUCGACAACUUUGAUAGAGAUGAAUAUGUCAAGUAUAAAAAGACAUUCAGUGAGACAGACGCUCUCAUCUCCGAAUGUCUGAAAAACACUACCGCCCCACAGUCUACCUACCCCCGCCCCACGUCACUAGAUAUACCCAAGUAUAGCCAAAACUAUAACGACAAGAUGACUGUCCUUCCAGACCCACUUACGGUGGCUAAGCACUCAAACAACAAGGGCAAUGUACGUAAUGUAAAUAAGGACAAGAACAAGCUUAAUAAAGGACCAUAUAGUCACGGUCAGGACAGUACUGGUGGUCAAUCAUCAGUGGUUAAGAAUGACAGUAGUAACAUCGAUCUAAUGUCUCCUGAGAAUGAACUGAAAAAGGAACAAAACCUAAAGGAUAAUAAACACCUUACCACCACCACCUCCCUCCGUCACCCAUCACUACCAACUACCCUCACCCUCUCACCCAUCAAAUCGCCCCGUAAACAAUCCCUCCCUACUGAAGCAGAACUCUUGGGCAGGAGACGAAGUAAACCCAUCAGGAAGUUUAGCCUCUCAGACUACCAACAGCCUCUAGAUGUCAUCGCUUCAGGAAGAGGAACGUUCUCCCCCGUGCGAGAGGCCGAGGAGGUUAAUUUCUGCCUCAAUGAUGACUUUGCCAGAAGAAAAGAUAAGGGCAAGAAGCACUCAUCUAAUCACAUUGUUGCUAAAGAUUUCUUCAACUCGUUUUACUCACCACAAGACGAGGACGAGGACAAACUUUUAGCGAGACAGAAAGCUAAAACUAAAGCUACAUCAUCAUCAUCAUCAUCGUCGUCGUUAUCCUCAGCUACAAAGUAUGUCGGGGCCAACAGGCAACACUCGGGACACAAAGACAACGGUGACAGGGCCAACAGGCAACGCUCAGAUCACAAAGACAACAGUAGCAGAACCAACAGGCAACACUUGGGACACUUAGACAACACCAAUGAACACACCAACAGUUCCAGAUCAAAAGAAACAACAUCAAAGACGCCUCACCAUCACCACCAUCAUCACCAUCACCAUCACCACGCUCAAGGAAGAAGUAGCAGCAGCAGGCAGGAAAAGGAUGAUGUUUCUGGAGAUACCAAGACUUGCUCAGAAAAGUUGUGUCCACCAGAGUGUCCAGCAGAGUGUCCAGCAGCAGAGUGUCACGCAGAGUGUCCAGCAGAGUGUCCAGUAGAGUGUCCGGCAGAGUGUCCAGCAGAGUGUCCAGCAGAGUCUUCCAAUGACCACACGAGGAUCUCAGACUAUCACAAUAAGUGUCCUGAAAGAUGUCCAGACUCUCCCACUGACCAUAGGAUCCCCGGACACGAGGACACGGUGGCAGAAUGGUGUCCUGCCUCAUUUAGUGAGCCAAGGACCUCAAGACAUCACAAGAAAAGUGGAGAAAGAUGUCCUACGUCUCCUACCACAAAGGAUAAGAACAGGAAGUCGAAGGAUGCCCCCCACAGUUCACCCAGAAAGUCACCCAAGAAAACGAAACGGCGGCCAGUGAAGGAAUCCCACACCAAUUUGGGGGCGCUGCUGAGUCCUGGGGAAUUUGGAGGACCUGGGGGACGUGCUGGGGAUCUCUUCACCAACGGAGAUGACACAGCAGGCAAGAUUUCCGAGGACAGACGCGGUACCUCCAGCCAGUGGACGACCCCCGUGGUGCCCUACCAACCCCUGGUGGACAUGGUCACCCCUACCACACCCGACGACCCCCACCACCCUCCUGCGGCUACCGGAGCUACCAGGAAACAGCGACACAAGAGAACCCACAAGAAACGACGACGUGCACGACACUACUGACGACGACGACGACGACGACGAAGAUUCAGAUGCUUCCACUUCGUCAUUAUCAUCGUCAGUUUCCAAGUCAUCGUCAUCGUCAACACUAACGUCGUUCUCUGGAGGUGGUGGUGAGGGGGAGGGUUCCAAGACAUCCUCGUCAUCGUCUUCUGCGUCAUCGUCGUCGUCGUCUUCUUGUUCUGAUUCUUCCUCCUCCUCCUCCUCGUCAUCGUCUUUGUCAUCGUCUUCGUCUUCCUCGUCAGAUUCGUCAGAUAUUGAGGAUCUGAUUCUCUGAUGAGGUCGUCUAGUGAUUCUUUAAGCUGACCACACUACCACUACUACCACCACAACACCACUAUUACCACUAACACCACCACUAUUACCACCACCACACUACCACUAUUACCACCACAUCACUACCACCACUGUUUCCCUUUAACUGGGAAUGAGAGGAUGUAUCUAACGGGUGACUCACAAUACUAUAACACAAACAACACAAUAAACACUUAUGUUUAGACUAGUUAGUAACGAGAUGCGCUUCUUAUCCUAAGUUAAGGACACAAGUCAUUACCGUUUGAGUCGCUGAGAAUCUGGACAAAGAUAUAUUUGAGGUUCUCGUGUGGUGAGUUGAGGCGAUUUUCAGGGUAAAUAGAUUUAUCAAUGGUGCAGUACACUCUCCUCUUCAGACCUUGUUGACUGGUCGGUGGACAGAGGAGAGCUGUGUCUGUCCAGUGUCUAAUGUAAACAAAGCCACGUCACUCUUUGUAAACAAAGCCACGUCACUCUUUGUUAAAAUUGCCACGUGACACUUUGUAAACAAAUCCACAUAACUUUUUUGUAAACAAAGACAUGUCACUCUUUUUAAACAUUGCCACGUGACAUUUGUAAACAUUACCACGUGACACUUUGUAAGCAAAGCCACAUGAUUUUUUGUAAAUAAAGCCACGUCACUCCUUGUAAACAUUGCCACGUGAUAUUUUGUAAACAUUGCCACGUGACAUUGUUAAAAAAGUCACGUGAUUUUUUGUAAACAUUGCAACGUGACUUUAUGUAAACAUUGUCACGUGACUCUUAGUAAACAAAGCCACGUGACAUUUUGUAAACAAAGCCACGCUACUUUUUGUAAACAUUGCCACGUGAUUUUCUUGACACUUUUACUUGUGCUAACAUAGAGCCAGUCAUUACAGAGACAUUAUACGUGUACUUAUAUUAAGUGACAGAAACGAUAAGCAAGAAAUACAACAACCAAUAGGAAACUUUGGAACCGAGUUAAAAAAUCAUCCCAACAAAAGAUGAUAAUAAGCUAUAAAUUUGCAUGUAUAAUUCUAUAUAAUACAAAAUCCUUCUGGGUGCCGUAGAAAUUUAAAUAGCUUAACAAAUUUUAAAACACAUUUAAAGAUAUAAAAAUAUAGUGUUAGAACCUGUGAAUAUGCUUAGGAUUAUCACUUAGGUGCGAGAAACAUUGGAGCCACUGGAUGAAACGUUAUGUAUUGGGAGUAAAGUUGGCCCUGGCGUCAACGACAACAAACCGGAGUGGAGACGAGCGAGGUUCGACGAACGCUGUGACGUCACCGCCAUAUACUGCUGUCCCUUAAAAUCCUUGUUAUGCAUCAGAUUUAUGUAUUUUUUAUACAUAUACACAUGUAUCUUAAGGCCUGUAUCAGAGUAUCAUUGAGAAGAUUAACGCUUAUAGCUCUAGAUAUAAUUCUAAAUCAUUUUUAUUGUUAAUUAUGUAACAAGUAGAUGAAACUGAUUCAUUUUAGAUUGAUAUUUAAUUAACUUAUAAAACAGCUUCAGUGUUACGUUAUUAAGUAACUUUUAAAGUCUAAAAUAAGUCGAUUUAAGACAAACUUUAGUGACAUCUAAACACCUUAAUAUUAUCACUAGAUUUGACUUAGUAUAAUAUAUUGUAGAAUGAAAACAAUGGACCUCAUUGUACAGCCUUGUGGUAACCUAACCUGAACCUUCAAUAACUUAACCUAACCUAAUCUAACCUAACCUGA